GGGAUGUGGCGCAAUAACACAAUAAAAAAUGCAUAAUAUUCUGUUUGCCUAAAUGUUUUAUUUACCUUUUUGGCUUAUUUCCCAUUUUCUAAAUCUAUGAAAUGUUUUAAAGUUUAUUCCCAGCAACAAAAGUAAGAAUUUUCUCCCACAAUCUCUGCUGUAUUUAACCACAUGUAACGUUUAGAUAACAAAAUUGUUUUUUACUCAAAAAAAACUUCCUGGAUUUUAGUAGCACGACUUAUUAAAAUAUAAAUAAAAUAAAGAAAAACUUUUGUGUUGUACUUAACAUUUUCGGUUUAAGAAGAUUUAAACUUGCAGUGGAAAAUCUGCAAGUUUGCAAGAAAAUCAAAAAGUGUUGGAAGGCCAAAUUUGUGUCUUUGUUGAAUUGGGGUCAGCAUCCACACAAAAUGAAUCCAAGGGCCACAAAAGGCCCCAGGCUGCACUUUGGACAACCCAGAUGUACAGAAUAUUCACUGAACUUCGAUCCACGGUUUUAACCGCUCACAGCUAGCAAGACUGGUGGAAUCAACUAGCUCACUCACUCUUCGGUUGCCUAGCAACAACAUGCUGCGCAACUGGCGCAGAAACAGUUUCAAGUUUCUCCCCCAUUGUUCAUAACUGGUAAAAUCGAAAAAAAUGUGUAUAAAACACUCCACCAGAUCGGUUGGUUCAGAUAUUUAAAGCAAAAACUCUAAUAAUUAUAAAUAUCCUCUGACGUGAAACAUUUAUAAUAUUAUAAUUAUAAUUGUGUCAUCCAGCACAACUAGGGAAGCAACCAAUCAGAAAGCAGAAAUGGAGAACUGAAAAGCUUUUCUUGUUUUUCAGUGUAUGACUCCACCUCACAGUCCGAGCUUUGCCGAGGCGUCGACUAUGACUGUCCUCACCACAAGCUCCGCCUCCAGACAGCUAAUGCUCCGCCCCCCGCAGCCCUGCGCCUCCCCUGAGAUCCCCACGCCGCCGCCGCUCCCUCACGUCGAGCCGCCCUGCGUGGUUCUGCCAGGCAAGGCGAUGGCCACCAGCGUCAUCCGCCACACCGCCGACAGCCUCCCCGCGGCGCCGCCCUCCGCCCCGCAGACGGACACACCCACUCCGCCGGAGCCGCCUCCCGUGGAGAAAAUAGCCGGGCCCCCUCCGUCUUCCUCGGCGGUUCCCUCCUCUCCGGUUCUCUGCCAGGUCUUUCCGGUCGGCGGCCAGACGGGAAUGAUUUCGGCGUUCGUCCAGGCUCCGGUCCAGGUCCAGACCCAAGCCGGACCCCAGUCCCCUCCGCCUACCUUCACCCAGCCCCUGCUGGUGGGCUCCACCGUGCCGCAGGGGGCGGUCAUGUUCGUGGUGCCACAGGGGCCGAUGUCGCAGACGACGCAGGGUCCCCAGACUGUAAUGACCCUGGGAAACACCAAGCUCCUCCCCCUGGCCCCCGCCCCCGUUUACAUGCCGUCAGGAACGAGCAGCGGCGCCUCGCAGGCCGACUUCUCCCGCAGGCGGAACUACGUCUGCACAUUCCCCGGCUGCAAGAAGACCUACUUCAAGAGUUCCCACCUCAAGGCUCACCUGCGCACACACACAGGCGAAAAGCCGUUCAGCUGUCACUGGGAAGGCUGCGACAAGCGUUUCGCCCGCUCUGAUGAGCUUUCCCGCCACCGCCGGACGCACACGGGCGAGAAGAAGUUCGUCUGCACCGUGUGCGACCGGCGCUUCAUGCGCAGCGACCACUUGACCAAACACGCCCGGCGGCACAUGACCACCAAAAGGGCGUCGACGUGGCCCCCGGAAACCAGGGACCUGACGAAAGGAGCCGCGGUGCCCAAGGGCCAAAACAAGGGCCCCACGCUUCCCCUCGGUGUGCUCGUCUCCACCGCCAACUGAAAGACUCGCGGGGACAACUCAGGACUCCAAGGCUUAGGAUUCAGGCCCCGGCUACGUUUACAAGACAUCAAAACAGGGUCAGCAAAUCCUGGUGAACUCAGAUCAAGAACUUCCUGUAAAGAUGUCCGUCCUCAUCGCGAUGGAAGAAGCGCAACAAUCAGACAGGAGGAACCGCUUCACAUACGCACCACGUUUUAAAAUAUCCGUGCUGCCAUAAACCCGGACUCACAGCUUUUCCGCUCUACUCAGGACAUUUUACAUUUUACAACCACAACCACAAAACGCGCUGCAAAAAGGAAGGAGGAGGACAUGAAGGCUGCUACUCAUCCACAAACACAAACCAACAAAAACCUGACUUUGCACUGGAUUUUUUAAAAUAAAAAUCUUACUUGUUUUUAUACUCUCUCCAUGUAUGAUGUUUACUUCAUGUGUAUAUGUCACAUUUAGCAGAACGUAUGCACACGGUCUAUUGUUUGCCAAAGCUUCUGUAUCGUGCUUCUGUUACUAGCCGACUUCUGUUUGUUUGACUGUAAAUACUGUAAAUAUACUGAUAUCUAUAUGAAUGUUACUUGUAUUCCAGUCUCCAUUUAUUGAUAUUUUCAAAAAAAAUGUCAGUGGACAGUAUUCAUCACUGUGAUACUACCUAUAUUUGCUUUAUUCAUUAUUAUUAUUAUUAUUUUAUUAUUUAACAUUCUUUGUUGAGAAAAGUGCUGUUUUUAAUAUCUUGAUUUGGCCCAUAGUGUAGCCAGUAAGAAUACCUCAUGUUAUUAAAUGUUAUUCUUAAUAAUAACAGUUUAUAUCAGAGUAAUCCCAUUUCCAUACAUUUGUUUGUUGACAACAGUGAACAAUAUAGCUUUUAUAAUAAAACUUUACAAUGAA
This is a messenger RNA of Gambusia affinis (western mosquitofish), 2742 nucleotides long. Its product is annotated as Krueppel-like factor 11. The transcript has 2 exons. Lineage: Eukaryota; Metazoa; Chordata; Actinopteri; Cyprinodontiformes; Poeciliidae. Gene Ontology annotation, biological process: regulation of transcription by RNA polymerase II. The record is from RefSeq and is a predicted model, not a curated record. Gene Ontology annotation, molecular function: RNA polymerase II cis-regulatory region sequence-specific DNA binding; DNA-binding transcription factor activity, RNA polymerase II-specific. Bases 829 to 1863 code for a protein of 344 amino acids.